GGAUAGUUUACAGUAUUUAGCGGGCAGCGAGGGAGCGUGGGAUCUGAGGACGGUUUAAGUGAAGCCUCUUUGUUUCAUUGUAUGAGAUCGUGGGCAGCGCCAGGACCUGCUGCUAGAAAUUAACGCCUUGGGGCGUAUAUACCCACCCCGGACAGACUGGAAAGGUGGAGAUGGCAAACGCCAGCUGCCCUGUUAUCAGCCUAGUUCUGAUUCCAAGAGUUCUAUUUAGAAAAGUUUAUGGAAUUUUUUAAUUGUUGUUUUCCACCUUCUCUUAUAUUAGAAAGUUGACAUCCUCUCCUUAACAACAAAUAUCCUCUCGUAGACUUUCCAUUGCUGACUGAGUGGAUCACACCACCUGUUGGGCUUAACGCUGAUCGGCACUACCAAAUUAUAUCACCGUUUUGGUACUAAAAGGAUUUGUGAGCCCUCACCCUGACACCUUUAGCAUUAUGUGUCUUUGCUGCCGCUUGGACGUGGGUUUCUUCACGGUGAAGUCUGAAAUAGUUUAUCUGGACGCUAACGCCUCGGCCUUAAUACCAGCUCCCCUUUAUGUCUAGUUCAGGCAUUCAGACAGAUGUUUUAUGAUGGACAGCUACAAGGUACUGAAAGUUAUUGGGGAAGGUUCAUUUGGCAGAGCACUUUUGGUCCAAGCUCGUAAUGAAAAUCGUCAAUAUGUGAUGAAAGAAAUUCAUCUUUCAAAGAAUCCUACAGGACUACAGCAAUCAAGGAGAGAAGCCAUACUCCUUGCCAAAAUGAAGCAUCCCAACAUAGUUGCAUUUGUGGACUCAUUUGAAGUUGAAGGGCAUCUCUAUAUAGUCAUGGAAUAUUGUGAUGGUGGCGAUCUCACACAGAAACUUCUGCAGCAAAAAGGAAAACUAUUCCCAGAAGAAAUGGUACUGAAUCUGUUUGUACAAAUCUGUCUUGGAAUGAAGCACAUUCACGACAAACGAGUUCUACACAGAGAUAUUAAAGCCAAGAAUAUUUUCCUCACUAAAAUUGGAGUGGUUAAGCUGGGAGACUUUGGAUCUGCUCACCUUCUGAACAGCCCCAUGGCUUUUGCUCAUACCUACGUUGGAACACCGUACUAUGUAUCUCCAGAAAUCUGGGAGAAUAAGCCAUACAAUAAUAAAAGUGACAUCUGGGCCUUGGGAUGUGUCCUGUAUGAAAUCUGUACCCUGCGACAUCCUUUCCAGUCUAAUAGUUGGAAGAAUCUCAUACUGAAGAUCUGUAAAGGCUCUUACUCUCCAAUCCCAAGGCAUUACUCUUAUGAACUACAUUAUAUCAUAAAACAAAUGUUCAAAAGAAACCCGAAGGACCGCCCUUCUAUUAACACCAUUCUUGCUAGGCAUUGCUUUUCUAAGCUAAUUAGCAAUUUUUUAUCACCUGAGAUGAUGAAAGAGGAGUUUAGUGAACUGACAGCAAAAAAAAAAUCUGCACAACCCAAGCAAAAGAAAGUACAGAAAGCCGGUAUAUCAAGUAUGUGUGAAGAACUGUCCUCCUGUGCUGGUGGAAGCGGGGGAAACAAGGAGACUUCAGAGGUACUUCCAGAUAUUCAGAAGUGGAAUCUGGCCGAAGGCGAAAACAUUGCCAAGAGCCUGGCGCAAAAGACACUGGAAGAGACAGCUUCGCAAAUGGAAGCAACGCCAAAGGGAAACCAAGUGAUAAUUCGGAGUAGCAAAGCCUCCAACGUGCAUGCUCGAAAGGAGUGGAAUGAAUUCCGUCCAGACACAGUGUUAGGGAUCCUUGAAAAUGUGCCGCUGUCAUCCAGUGUCCCCGCUGAGGAAGUUAGCUGUGGUGACAGCGUGACGGUUUAUCCUAAACCCAAUCUGCGAAAGCAAUGGAACCAAGAGCCUCCUGAGACAAUAAUGAAUUUCUUGCAAAAUAUUAACGUCAACUUGGCUUCUAAGACGUACACGGUAAAUAAAGGAGUGUCAGGAACCUAUCACGUUGGCCCACUCUCAGCUGACACCGGAAAGGCUGAUGACGUUGAUGGUGAAAUAGAAACUACUGAGGUGGAUCCAGACAGAUUUGAACCCAGAUCUGAUGAUGAAGACACGGACUUUGAAGAAGCAGACAAGCCAGACUGGGUGGAUGAAAUGAAGAGGCUGCUGGAGAAUAAUCUUUAAUGAAAAUGUUAUUUUCUUUUUCAAUUAAAUCCUAUUAGUCAUCAGGUGUACAUUGUUAGCCAAAUGCCUGGUUGAAAUCCAUAAAGAAAAUUGGGCUCAAAACACAGAGGAUUAGUAGUCUUCUAAUUUUUAGUUAGUAAUUAAAGUUUGUUUAACUUUUUAUUUUAAUAAGCAAAUCCCUGUUGAAUCUUAAGAUGUUGAGAAUCAUUUCCCUGCAAUAAUGGUAGUCAGUUUAUUAACUUAAACUGAAUGUUCUCUGGAAAAGCUGUGAAUUAAAGGCAAUAUUGAUCUUAUGAAUUCCACUUCUCACUGCACUCUUCGACUUUUCACCUCAUUGACCAACAAUACUAAGAAUUUGUUUUCUGCCCUUGAAAGAUAUCUCCCUCUUACCCUUUGCUCCUAAUUAGCCCUAUCUCUCUGAUCUGUUACAGGUGCCAGAAACUUCAUUCUUCUUUACUCUGUGUUCUCUGUGUACUGGUUUUGAUUGUUUGCUCUUUUCCAAAGCUGCAUUGCUACCUGGGCCUCCUGCAGAAGGCACAGUCUUGAGUACUCACACAAGACACUGGAGCAAUAUCUUAAUGUUGUUUUUAUUUAUUCCGAAUAAAGGUUGUUUGUAUAAAAGGAACUUCAGGAAAUGAAUAUACUUGGUGGAUUAAAAAAAAUGCAUCAGCGAGAGAAAAAUUAAUUAACACAAGGUUCUGCAGAUGCUGCCAAAAUAGCGAAGGAACUCAGCAGGCCAGAUAGCAUCUAUGGAAAUGAGUAAAGAGUCAACACUUCUUCAGCCUGAAACAUUGACUCUUUAUUCCUUUCCAAAGAUACUGCCUGACCUGCUGAGUUCCUCCACUGUUUUGUGUGCAGCAUGGGGGAAAUGAGGCUGGCUUUAUUUGGUUUUCCUAUAUAUAUUUCCAUGAAAUAUGGGGAAUGUCACAUGCCAGUCUUUCAACCAUCCGGGGGUAUUGUACUUAACAUCUAAUCUACAAUUACAGGAAACUAUCCUUGUUUCCAAGAAGAAAAAUCUGUAAAAAGGGAUAAAAUUAAAAGUCAUCAAUGCAGUCAUGGACAUAUCAAAAAGUUGCCAGAGAAAAUAAAUCCACUAUUUAGACAUUUUAUUUUCCAAAUCAACAAUGUAUUAUUGCCCAUUAGCAGGAGUAUUUAUUGGACUACAUUAGUAACUUCUUAUGGGAGGAAAUACUGGUUCACUUGAAAUUACUUUUAGUGCUGUGCUGGUGAAAUUUACUUUGUAAUCACGUGCCAAAUGUUAUUCUCAUUUUGGAACACAAUUCAAUGCUCUUCAUUAAAAUGAAUUAUUACA
Molecule: messenger RNA, 3438 nt
Organism: Hypanus sabinus (Atlantic stingray)
Lineage: Eukaryota; Metazoa; Chordata; Chondrichthyes; Myliobatiformes; Dasyatidae
Gene: nek3
Product: NIMA related kinase 3
Exons: 16
Coding region: 582-2126 (514 amino acids)
Biological process (GO): protein phosphorylation
Molecular function (GO): protein kinase activity; ATP binding
Source: RefSeq, a predicted model, not a curated record